AUGAAGACUGACUACCAAUGGUUCGUUAAAAGAACCGAUUUGGAUUGCAUUCAUGGGGGCAUCACCCCCGUCUUCUCCACUUUCACAUUAACAGCGGUCUCCGUCGAUCGAAAUAUUUUGAUCCGACAUCAGAUAAAGAAACCAUUAAGAAUUAAACACGCAUUGAGGGUCAUUGCGGGAUUCGCCACUUUCGCCUCACUAAUCUCACUGCCAACAAUGCUCAAGCAACGUCUCGGGCCAUUCCCAAACUUUUGCGGCGAAUUUUGCACAGAGAUCUUUGUAUCACGAUCUACCACCAUGAAAACCCAUUACAGAAUCUAUGGUGGUGUCCUUUUGAUCAUGCAAUUCGUGAUCCCGUUCACCAUUAUCAUUAUCUCAUAUACGGCAAUCUCGCUAAGGAUUGGACAAAGUAUGAUCCUAAAAGGCACU
Molecule: messenger RNA, 429 nt
Organism: Mesorhabditis belari
Lineage: Eukaryota; Metazoa; Nematoda; Chromadorea; Rhabditida; Rhabditidae
Source: the annotation of a GenBank genome assembly